This is a messenger RNA of Salvelinus fontinalis (brook trout), 2369 nucleotides long. RefSeq names its product adhesive plaque matrix protein-like. Bases 373 to 1311 code for a protein of 312 amino acids. The transcript is spliced from 2 exons. NCBI's taxonomy places the organism in Eukaryota, Metazoa, Chordata, Actinopteri, Salmoniformes, Salmonidae. The record is from RefSeq and is a predicted model, not a curated record.
GAGAGAGAGAGAGAGAGAGAGAGAGAGAGAGAGAGAGAGAGCCUUAACUUCACUUCACUUCCAGUCCAGAAACCAGCACCUAGUGUAGCAGCCAACCAGCCAUCGUGUGGAGAGUCCUUGGGAUUGCAGCGCAGAGCGGCGAGACUUUCAGGACAGACAAUACAGCAUCCUUUUUGGCUGGGCUGUGAAGCUGAUGGUUGAUAUCCAGAGAGAACCAACGCCUUUCUCUUGCUGACAAUUUCAAACACUUUGGUCUGAUAGAGCCGAGCAGCGACCCAGUUGAAGGAAUAAAAAUGACAUGCAUAAUGGAGCGAGACAUCGGAGCCAACUGUCAGGAAAAAUCAGGCUCUGGGAGAUUAAAUCAUUCAUGCUAUGAAUUUACACUUUCAUAUUAUCUCCACCUACCUCUCAUAUUAUCUUCACCUACCCCUCAUAUUAUCUCCACCUACCUCUCAUAUUAUCACCACCUACCUCUCAUAUUAUCUCCACCUACCCCUCAUUAUCUCCACCUACCUCUCAUAUUAUCUCCACCUACCUCUUAUAUUAUCUCUACCUACCUCUCAUAUUAUCUCCACCUACCCCUCACAUUAUCUCCACCUACCUCUCAUAUUAUCUCCACCUACCUCUCAUAUUAUCUCCACCUACCCCUCAUAUUAUCUCCACCUACCUCUCAUAUUAUCUCCACCUACCUCUCAUAUUAUCUCCACCUACCCCUCAUAUUAUCUCCACCUACCCCUCAUAUUAUCUCCACCUACCCCUCAUAUUAUCUCCACCUACCCCUCAUAUUAUCUCCACCUACCUCUCAUAUUAUCUCCCCCUACCCCUAAUAUUAUCUCCACCUACCUCUCAUAUUAUCUCCCCCUACCUCUCAUAUUAUCUCCACUUACCUCUCAUAUUAUCUCCCCCUACCCCUCAUAUUAUCUCCACCUACCUCUCAUAUUAUCUCCACCUACCCCUCAUAUUAUCUCCACCUACCCCUCAUAUUAUCUCCACCUAUCCCUCAUAUUAUCUCCACCUACCUCUCAUAUUAUCUCCACCUACCCCUUAUAUUAUCUCCACCUACCCCUCAUAUUAUAUCCACCUACCUCUCAUAUUAUCUCCACGUACCCCUUAUAUUAUCUCCACCUACCUCUCAUAUUAUCUCCACCUACCUCUCAUAUUAUCUCCACCUAUCCCUCAUAUUAUCAUCACCUACCCCUCAUAUUAAGCUGCAUCUAUUUUCCAGGUAUAAGUAAUGACAUUAGUGAAUGUUACCAGUAUUGUACAAUUAUCCUCCUCCCAUCUCCACCCAUACUUGGGGUGUUAGGGUAGCCUAGUGGUUAGAGUGUAGGUAGCGGCAGGUAGCCUAGUGGUUAGAGUGUAGGGUCGGCAGGUAGCCUAGUGGUUAGAGUGUAGGGACGGCAGGUAGCCUAGUGGUUAGAGUGUGGCGGCGACAGGUAGCCUAGUGGUUAGAGUGUAGGGGUGGCAGGUAGCCUAGUGGUUAGAGUGUAGGGGCGGCGGGUAGCCUAGUGGUUAGAGUGUAGGGGCAGGCAGGUAGUCUAUUGGUUAGAGUGUAGGGACGGCAGGUAGCCUAGUGGUUAGCGUGUAGGGGCGGCAGGUAGCCUAGUGGUUAGAGUGUAGGGACGGCAGGUAGCCUAGUGGUUAGAGUGUAGGGGCGGCAGGUAGCCUAGUGGUUAGAGUGUAGGGACGUCAGGUAGCCUAGUGGUUAGAGUGUGGCGGCGACAGGUAGCCUAGUGGUUAGAGUGUAGGGGCGACAGGUAGCCUAGUGGUUAGAGUGUAGGGGCGGCAGGUAGCCUAGUGGUUAGAGCGUUGGGACGGCAGGUAGCCUGGUGGUUAGAGUGUAGGGGCGGCAGGUAGCCUAGUGGUUAGAGUGUAGGGACGGCAGGUAGCCUAGUGGUUAGCGUGUAGGGGCAGGCAGGUAGUCUAGUGGUUAGAGUGUAGGGGCGGCAGGUAGCCUAGUGGUUAGAGUGUAGGGACGGCAGGUAGCCUAGUGGUUAGAGUGUAGGGACGGCAGGUAGCCUAGUGGUUAGCGUGUAGGGGCAGGCAGGUAGUCUAGUGGUUAGAGUGUAGGGGCGGCAGGUAGCCUAGUGGUUAGAGUGUAGGGGCGGCAGGUAGCCUAGUGGUUAGAGUGUAGGGACGGCAGGUAGUCUAGUGGUUAGAGUGUAGGGGCGGCAGGUAGCCUCGUUUUUAGAGCGUUGGACUAGUACCUGAAAGGUUGCAAGAUCGAAACCCCGAGCUGACAAGGUAAAAAUCUGUUGUUCUGCCCCUGAACAAGGCAGUUAACCCACUGUUCCAAAGGCCGUCAUUGUAAAAUAGAAUUUGUUCUUAACUGACUUAACUUGUUAAAUAAAGGUUAAAAAUAAGAUAAA